GGUUAAAACUUUACAUUAAUCCCGGAUGUGUGCGUGGUGGUGAUGGACGGUGUGCGGCAGCCACUGCGCCACACAGCGACCACAACAACACCCGGGCGAGGCAGAGAAGGCGCCGCGGCGGCCUUAUCUUCCCUUCACGGCCCUGGGAACAAGCCAUGACAGGGCUGCAGGACUCGGGGCGGCACAUCUCAGGCUAGGGGCAGCAGGGUAUUUUGUACUUAUUAUAUCUGAGAGCCGAGUGAAAGUAAGCAAAGAUGAGCAACAUAAAGAUGAACCAGUUUGUGGCGGGGCUAAAGUCCCGCCAGGAGGAGACCCGAGUGAAGGCGGCUUGUGACCUGCAGCGCUAUGUGACCACAGAGCUGAGAGAGGUGUCGGUGGAUGCUUUGGUGGCCUUCCUGGAUGACUUCAACCAGCACAUCUUUGAAAUGGUCACCUCUAAUGACAUCAAUGAAAAGAAGGGUGGAAUUUAUGCCAUCAUGAGUCUGGUGGAUGUGGACAUCGGGCAGACAGGACACCGCAUCAGUCGCUUUGGUAAUUACCUGAAGAACCUCACCAACAGUCCUGACACUGGUGUGGUAGAGCUGACGGCCAAGGCGGUGGGUCGUCUGGCUCUUACCUCAGGUACGUUCAUGACCGAGUACGUGGAUGACCUGGUGAAGAGGUCCUUUGAGUGGUUGCAGGACCGUAAUGAAGGGCGCAGGCUGGCUGCGGCACUGCUGCUGCGUGAGUUGGCCCUCUCAGUGCCCACCUACUUCUUCCAGCAAGUGCAGCAGUUUCUUGAUGUUAUCUUCCAUGCUGUACGGGACCCCAAGCCAGCUAUCAGAGAGCAUGCUGUGGCUGCCUUGCGUGUUGCCCUGGCCAUCACCACACAGAGAGAGACCAAGGAGAUGCAACAGACCAUGUGGUACAAGCAGUGUCUGACAGAGGUGUGGGCAGGCUUUGAGGACCCGGGCCACGGCAGCAAGGAGCGCAGCCUCACCCGGGAGGACCGCGUUCAUGGGUCGCUGCUGGUGCUGAAUGAACUACUCCGCUGCAGCAACACAGAGUGGGAACGCCUCACCCAACAGCUCCACCACCUCACCCACUACCAGGCUCCUGCACCCAAGAAGGCAGGUGUGUCUGCAGUGGUGAAGCGUCUGAGGGGAGGUCAAACUUCUAUCAGCGCGCCAUCUCAUUUGACUUCCCAUGAUCUCCUGUACAGCCUGCCCUCCCACGCCAACCCCGGCAUAGGGGGUUCGGAGACCACCAUCCUGGACCAGCCCUGUGAGAGCCGCACCUGCAGGGACCUCAUCCUGGAGAAGUACGACAACAUUAGCGCCCAGGUCCUGAAUCAGAGGAACAGUCGAAACGCCCUCAUCCAGACAGCUCUGCUUCAGAUCCUCCCAAGGCUGGCAGCCCUCAAUAAGGAAAAGUUUUCACAAAACUACCUGUCAGCCACCAUGGGGUACCUGCUGGGCUGUCUGAGGGGCAGAGAGAGGGAGAGGCCGGCUGCUUUCAUCUCCUUGGGGCUGCUGGCUGUGGCAGUGGGCCCAGCCAUUAAGAAGUACCUACCUAAAAUUAUGGAGGUGAUAAAGGCUUCACUACCCACAAAGGACACGCCCAGCAAGAAGCGAGUGGUGGAGCCGGCGGUGUACGUGUGCGUGAGUCUGGUGGCCCGGGGGGUGGAGGGGGCCCUGCGCGCUGAUGUGAAGGAGCUGCUGGAGCCCAUGAUGGCCAGUGGUCUCUCUCCUCCCCUCACUGUGGCCCUGCAGGAGUUGGCCACAGAGAUACCACAGCUAAAGAGAGACAUUGCUGAGGGUCUGCUGAGGAUGCUGUCCCAAAUCCUGAUGCAGAGGCCCCUUCCAAGUCGAGCUGGUGCCCCUCCUCCCCCGCCCUCCCCCGACCACCAGGACACGGCCAGCAUCGUUCUGGCUCUCAGGACUCUUGGAUCCUUCGACUUUGAGGGCACAGGCCAAUCGCUGAUGCAGUUUGUCCAGCAUGUGGCAGACCACUACCUCACCAGCGAACACAAGGAGGUGCGGCUGGAGGGGGUGCGGACCUCCUGCCACCUCCUGCGCCCCACCUUUGCCACGCUAGGCCGACGCGCCUCGCAGUCACAAAAACACACCGUCUUCAAAAUCGUCAGCAAGAUCCUCUGGGUGUCCGUCACUGAUAUAGACCCUGAUGUGCGGCUGUGUGUGUUGGCAUCACUGGACGAGAGUUUUGACGCACAUCUGGCCCAGCCUGAGAACAUCAACGCCCUCAUCUAUGCCCAGAGUGAUGAGGUGUUUGAAAUACGGGAACAUGCCAUCUCCAUUCUGGGCCGCCUCUCAGCCAUCAACCCUGCCUAUGUCCACCCUCAGCUGCGGAAAGCUCUCCUCAAGAUCCUGGACGAGCUGGACUACAGUGGCAUUGGGCGCAACAGGGAGUUGAGUGCGCACAUGCUGGACCACCUGAUAGGCAACGCACCACGCUUCAUGAGGCAGUUUGUGGAACCCAUCAUGUUGGUACUGGUGCCCAAGCUGAGGGAUCAAGACCCCAACCCGGCUGUUACUGUCUGCAUCCUCACUGCCAUCGGAGACUUAGCACAGGUGAGUGGCGGGGAGAUGCAGAAGUGGCUGGGUGAGCUCAUGCCACAGCUGCUAGAGAUGCUCGGGGACGGAACAUCAGGGUGGAAGCGACGAGUGGCCCUGUGGACUCUGGGUCAGCUGGUGGAGAACACGGGCUAUGCAACGCACCCCUACACCCAACACCCCACCCUGCUGGACGUGCUGCUCUCCUUCCUCAAGACAGAACAGCAGCCAGCCGUCAGGCGGGGCACCAUUCGAGUCCUGGGCUUGCUGGGGGCUCUGGACCCCUACAAGCACAAGAUGAACGUGGGCACCAUCAAGAUACAGGAGGAUACGGGUGUGGCCGUCAUCUCCAUCACUGACCCAAAGACUGACGAUCUCUCUCCAGAGAUGGGCACGAGUGAGAUGCUGGUGAACAUGAGCUACUCGUCCCUUGAGGAGUUCUACCCUGCGUGUGCCAUCGCCAUGCUGCUCAAGGUCAUCAAGGAUCCCACCCUCUCACAGAACCACAAUGAAGUCGUCAGGGCCAUCACCUUCAUCUUCAAGUCCCUGGGGGUGAAGGGAGUACCAUACCUUGCCCAGGUGGUCCCCUCGCUCCUCACUGUCAUCAGGACCUCUGACGCCAACUUCCGGGACUUCCUCUUCCAGCAACUGGCAACCCUCAUCGGCAUUGUCAAGCAGCACAUCCGUAACUACCUGGAUGGCAUCAUUAAGGUUCUAAAGGAGUUCUGGGUGACGGGUGGCAAGCGCGAGACCACCAUAACCAUCAUCACGGUGGUGGAGAGCAUCGCGGUUGCUGUGGGCUCAGAGUUCAAGGUGUACCUCAAGGAACUGGUGCCCAUGAUACUCAAGUCCAUGAUUCAUGACUCAAAGGAGAAGCAAGUCACAGGCAAGCUGCUCCUAGCCUUCCAGAGCUUUGGGGCAACCCUAGAGGAGUUUCUACAUAUGAUCCUUCCCUACGUGGUGAAGCUCUUUGAUGCCCCCGACGUGCCGCUGACUGUCCGCCGCACUUCCCUGGAGACUGUCGACCACUUUGCUGACUACCUCGACCUCACCGACUACACCUCCAAGAUCAUACACCCCCUGAUGCGCACGUUGGACACCUGCCCUGAGCUGCGUCCACAGGGGAUGGAUGUGCUGUGUGCACUGGCCACUCAGCUGGGGCGCUCCUAUGAGUGCUUCAUCCCCGUCGUUCACCGCAUCACCAUCAGGCACAAAAUUUCACACCCGAGAUACGACAUCCUGGUGGCCAAGGUCGUCAAGGGCCUGACUGUUUCUGAGGCAGAGAUGACCAUCAUAACAGCCCACCAGCGCACCAAACGACCCCACAACCGCGAUCACCAGCUGGAGGCAGACUCUGUCACCAUCAAGAAGGGCACAGUGGGUGUGGAGUCCAUCCAGCGGGCGUGGCACUUCGUACGUCUUGUGAGUAAGGAUGACUGGCUUGAGUGGCUCAGGAGGUUCAGCAUAGAGCUUAUGAAGGCAUCACCAUCACCAGCUCUCAGGUCCUGUUAUGCUGUGGCCACAAAGUAUGUUCAGCUCUCAAGGGACCUGUUCAAUGCUGCUUUUGUGUCCUGCUGGAGUGAGCUGAAUGAGAGCCUCCAGGAUGACCUUCUCCAGUCCCUCCGCCAAGCUCUCACCUCACAGGACAUCCCCGAGAUCACCCAGACUCUCCUCAACCUGGCAGAGUUCAUGGAGCACUGUGAUAAGGGUCCACUGCCUCUAGAGCUGCAGCUGCUGGGAGAGAAGGCAAUGGAGUGUCGGGCAUAUGCCAAGGCACUUCAUUACAAGGAGGAAGAGUUCCACAAGGGCCCCACCUCUGAGGUCCUGGAACACCUCAUCUCCAUCAACAACAAGCUGGGCCAGAAGGAGGCAGCUGCAGGGUUACUGGAGUACGCCCGCAAGAACAACCGCACAGACAUGAAGGUGCAGGAGCGGUGGCACGAGAAGCUGCAUGACUGGGACCAGGCUCUCCAGGCGUACUCCACCAAGCUGGAGACACAGCCCGACGACCUCGCCCUCGUGCUGGGCCAGAUGAGGUGUCUGGAGGCCCUCGGGGAAUGGGGAGAGCUGUACAGUGUGUCGUGUGACCGGUGGAUGGGGACGAUGCCGGAGGAGGUGCGAGCCCAGAUGUCCCGAGUGGCUGCAGCAUCCGCCUGGGCCAUGGGGGAGUGGAGCAUGAUGGAGGAGUACAGCCGCUGCAUCCCCCGCGACACCAACGAGGGGGCCUUCUACCGCGCUGUGCUGUCCGUGCAUAAAGACCAGCAUCAUGUGGCCCAGCAGUACAUUGACACAGCAAGGGAUCUUCUGGACACGGAACUCACAGCCAUGGUGGGAGAAAGUUACCAGCGUGCCUACAACUCCAUGGUGGCAGUGCAGAUGCUGGCCGAGCUGGAGGAGGUGAUUCAGUACAAGCUGGUGCCGGAGCGGAGGCAGCCCAUCACACAGAUCUGGUGGGAGAGGCUGCAGGGGUGCCAACGUGUGGUGGAGGACUGGCAGAAGAUCCUGCAGGUGCGCUCCCUUGUACUGUCCCCUCAGGAGGACAUGCGGCCGUGGCUCAAAUUUGCCUCGCUGUGCCGCAAGUCAGGUCGCCUCGCCCUCUCCCACAAGACACUGGUGCGUCUACUUGGCUGUGACCCAUCCGUCAGCCCCUCCCAGCCUCUGCCCAUCAGCCACCCUCAUGUCACCUACCAAUACUGCAAGCACAUCUACACCUACACAAACAGACGCCAGGAGGCUUAUGGGCGCCUGCAGAAGUUCCUCCAGUUCUUGGCUCCUGCUGUGGUUGUCGUGGGUGGAGGCAACCAGAAUGGGGACAACAAGCUCCGUAAACUAGUCUCCCGUGUCUACCUCAAGCUGGGUGACUGGUAUGAGCAGCUUCAUGGCCUGAAUGAGGAGAACAUUGCUAACAUCCUGACCUACUACACCCACGCCAAGGACACGGACGAGACCUGCUACAAGGCCUGGCACGCCUACGCCUACAUGAACUUUGAGGCGAUACUCUUCUACAAAGGGAAGAUGGAUGUCAAGGGAGAGGCACCCACCACACCAGGGGAGGAUUCAACAUCAGGGGCAGCUGCUGUGGUCACCCCUAGCAAGAAAAAGAGGUCAGCUGGAGACUUCACUGUGGCGGCAGUCAAAGGGUUCAUUCGCUCCAUCUCUCUGAGUGACGGCAACAGCCUGCAGGACACACUGCGCCUGCUGACUGUCUGGUUUGAGCACGGCCACCAGUCUGGGGUUUAUGAGGCCCUGGUGGACGGACUCAAGACCAUUCAGAUUGACACUUGGCUGCAGGUCAUCCCGCAGCUCAUUGCUCGCAUAGACACCCCACGCUCUCUGGUGUCCAAGCUCAUCCACCAACUGCUUAUGGACAUUGGCAAGCACCACCCUCAGGCCCUCAUCUAUCCCCUCACUGUGGCAGCCAAGUCCUCAGUGGUCGCCCGUUCUCAAGCUGCAGAGAAGAUCCUGAAGAACAUGAGGGAACAUUCAGCUAAUCUUGUACAGCAGGCCAUGAUGGUCUCGGAGGAACUGAUCCGUGUGGCUAUCCUGUGGCAUGAGACUUGGCACGAGGGUCUGGAGGAGGCCAGUCGACUCUACUUUGGGGAGCGCAACGAGUCAGGGAUGUUCCGCACGCUGGAGCCGCUGCACGCCAUGAUGGCUCGCGGUGCACAGACACUCAAGGAGAUGUCCUUCAACCAGGCCUUCGGGCGAGACCUGAACGAGGCGCUGGAGUGGUGUCGCCGCUACCAACGAUCACGCAAUGUACGCGAGCUGAAUCAGGCGUGGGACCUCUACUACCAUGUGUUCCGUCGCAUCUCCCGCACACUGCCGCAGCUCACCUCUCUCGAGCUGCAAAGCGUCUCUCCACGACUGCUUCAGUGCAGAGACUUGGACAUUGCUGUGCCAGGCUCUUACGCACCUGGCCAACCUGUCAUUUGUAUCAGUCAAGUGCAGUCCUCUCUCCAGGUGCUCACCUCCAAACAGCGACCCAGGAAGUUGUGUAUCCGCGGCAGCAACGGCAGGGACUUUGUAUUCUUGCUGAAGGGUCACGAGGAUCUGCGUCAGGAUGAGCGUGUGAUGCAGCUCUUCGGCCUGGUCAACACACUGCUCAUCAGCAACCCAGACACCUUCCGCCGCAACCUGACCAUUCAGCGGUUCGCCGUCAUUCCACUGUCCACCAACUCGGGCCUGAUUGGGUGGGUGCCUCACUGUGACACUCUGCACGCCCUCAUCCGAGACUGGCGUGAGAAGAAGAAGAUCCUGUUGAACAUCGAGCACCGCAUCAUGCUGCGGAUGGCCCAGGACCUGGACCACCUCACCCUCAUGCAAAAGGUGGAGGUGUUUGAGCAUGCGCUGGAACACACACACGGUGAUGAUCUGUCGCGGCUGCUGUGGUUCAAAAGUCCCUCCUCCGAGGUGUGGUUUGAUCGGCGCACCAACUACUCCCGCUCCUUGGCCGUCAUGUCCAUGGUGGGCUACGUUCUGGGCCUCGGCGACCGCCACCCCUCCAACCUCAUGCUGGACCAGCUUUCUGGUAAGAUCAUCCAUAUUGACUUUGGUGACUGCUUUGAGGUGGCAAUGAUGCGCGAGAAGUUCCCAGAGAAGAUUCCGUUCCGACUGACUCGCAUGUUGAUACAUGCCAUGGAGGUGACGGGCAUUGACGGCACAUACCGCAUGACCUGUGAGUCCGUCAUGGCCCUGAUCCGCCGCAACAAGGACUCCCUCAUGGCUAUGCUGGAGGCCUUUGUGCAUGACCCACUGCUUAACUGGCGCCUCAUGGACAACACACAGCCCAAGGGGAAGCGCUCGGUGGUGGCCGAGGGUGAGACUGGGCCAUCAGCGCCAGCCUCCACCUCUGCCAUUGCCCCUGAUCCUUCCCUGGAUCCCGCCCCAGCACACGCCCUCUCCCCGACCUCCAUGGGGCCGCACAGCCAGGCACGGGAGGAUGGUGGAGUGUCGGAGGCUCUCAACAAGAAGGCGGUGGCCAUCGUGCAUCGUGUGCGAGACAAACUGACAGGCCGAGACUUCUGCACCGAGGACUCGCUGGACGUGCACCGUCAAGUGGAGCUGCUCAUCGCUCAGGCUACCUCCCAUGAGAACCUCUGCCAGUGCUACAUUGGUUGGUGUCCCUUCUGGUGAACACACUCCUUCACCACCACUUGCACCACCCUACCAACACACUCUUCAGGGCAUGGUGUGUGGCAGGGAGUUACAUUACAUUACAUUACAGUGGGGAUGUGACAAAACUAACACAAUAGAACCUAUGCCAGUGAUACAUUGUCCAGUGUCCCUUCAGGUGAACACAUUGCUUCACAACCUCUUCCACUGCCCAAAGCCGCCCCUAACAUGGUCUUCAAAGGCAUAGCAUGUAGAGAGGAACAUUGCUGAGGGUUGGUGGUAGCGUGACACACCUCAUCCUAGUACGGCAGGAGUGUUGUAUGUUGUUGUUGGUGUUGUUGGUUGUUAAUGUUGUUGCAGUGUUCGCUAUGCCUCAAGGAUUCUGGCUAAACCUGGAGGAAGGUCGGUCUUUGUGUGCGUGGUAUAUUGACAGAGGAGGAGGAGGAAGAAAGGAGGAGGAGGAAGAGGAGGGAGGCAGCUACAAUCACCUCAGGCCAUAUUACAUCACACACGCACACACACACACACACACACAGGGACACUAACUAAACUAAUUCAGCUUCAGACCCCCGAAAGGAAUCUGUCAAAGAGGAGGAGGGGGAGAGACGGGAAAGGGGGGAGGAGGGAGAAGGGGGGAAAGAAUGAUGAAGGCACCUUGGCAACACUGGAGGGAAAAACGCCAGGUAGUCCGUCAACCUUCCUCUGUCUUUUGAUAAUGUCCAGAGAGGAAACUUUUUUUAUUGUCUUUUUCUCCACCCUUUUUUUCCCUCCUGAUCAUGAGUAAGGGAAGGAUUUUUUUUUUUCCUGCCCUUUAUACCAGCUGCCAUGAAGGGGAAGGAACCAAUUGUGAUGUUAGUUUCUUCUUCGGGGAUUUUGUGAUUUGUAAAGCCAAGUUACUAAUAGGUAAGGUAAGGCUAAUUUAGGUUAAGGUGCGCUGUAGGGUACGCUGUACACUAAUGAAUAAAGUUGACUGCUUGAA
Eriocheir sinensis (Chinese mitten crab) is the source of this 8646-nucleotide messenger RNA. It is a transcript of the gene Tor, whose product is annotated as serine/threonine-protein kinase mTOR-like. The record is from RefSeq and is a predicted model, not a curated record. Gene Ontology annotation, molecular function: protein binding; protein serine/threonine kinase activity; protein-containing complex binding. Gene Ontology annotation, biological process: TOR signaling; negative regulation of macroautophagy; protein phosphorylation. Lineage: Eukaryota; Metazoa; Arthropoda; Malacostraca; Decapoda; Varunidae. Gene Ontology annotation, cellular component: TORC1 complex; TORC2 complex; nucleus. Bases 255 to 7688 code for a protein of 2477 amino acids. The transcript is spliced from 37 exons.